GCGUUUCGUCGGUCGACUCGACUUCCGGCUUCGGUAGGGCGCGAGGCGAAGGAUCGGUUUUCUUCUUAACGAGACCGGGACGAGAGAAGAGACGACGUCGACCGUCGUCAUGACGACCGACAGGUGACGUAACCCGGAGAAGAUGACGUAGCCCGGACCAUGCCGACCGAUCGGUACUUCGACGACCAGACCAAGAUCCCGGGAAGAUGGUGGCUGGUGUUGUCGGCGUUGGCGGCGUUGCUGCUGUCGUCGGUGGUGUUUCUGCCCGUCUACUACGCUCUGAUCAAAGGCGGCAACCGAGGACGGGCUUCUCUGUCGGCACCGCCGCCCGCGCGCACCCGCUGGACACCCCUGUGCCCGGAGGAACCCCGGGAACCCCUGGACUGUUACCCGGAGGAUCCGACGGCGGAUGAGGAUCGGUGCGGGUCCCGCGGAUGCUGUUGGCGAAAGGGAGAGACGCCCCGGUGUCGUUACCCCUCCAACUACGGGUACGCGGCCUCCGACAAGGGGAUUCCCUUCUACGACGGAUUCGAGACCAACCUGGUUCGUCCGCUGUCGCCCUCCAGAUACGGCGACGACCUGAGGAACGUGGCCCUCAGAGUCGAGUUUCAGACCCGGGAUCGACUCAGGAUCAAGUUUUACGAUCCGCAAAACGCCAGACACGAAGUGGAGCCGCCGUCCGUCCCGGAAGAGCGUUCCAGCCACCGUCCCAGGUUGUACUCCGUCUCGUACCACUCGGCCGCCCUUCCCUUCGGAGUCAAAGUCAGGAGAGUGUCCACCGACGUCGUCCUAUUCGACACCACCCCCGCCGGAUUCACCUUCUCCCACCAGUUCCUGCAAAUCACCGUAAGACUUCCCUCCCGUCGUUUGUACGGUUUGGGCGAAGAGAGUCUUCGUCCCUACAGAACUUCUGGUCGAAGCACCCUGCGAACCCUUCACGCCUCAAAGGAUCGUCCGUCCGCUCAUCCCGUCUACCUGUGCGUGGAAGACGACGGAAAUGCGCACGGAGUGCUUCUGCUCAACGGUCACGCCAUGGAGAUCGAGUUGAACCCUUUUCCGGCCGUCACUUUCCGCCUGGGAGGAGGCAUUUUGGAUUUUUAUCUGUUUUUAGGUCCCACUCCGGAGGACGUCGUCGCUCAAUACACCCAGGUUGUGGGUCGACCCGCUCUUCCUCCCUAUUGGUCCCUGGGAUUUCACAUGGGUAGAGACGGAUACCUGUCCACCGAUCACGUCAAGUGGAUGGGGGAGAUAAUAAAAGAGAAAAAUAUACCUCGAGACGUCCAAUCCGUACACACCGAGUACACUACGGGGUGUUCUUUUUCCAUUCGCAAGGAGUUCGGAAAUUUGUCUUCCCUGUCGACAGAAUUACACGAAAUCGGUAUUAAAUUAGUUAUAAGUAUUCGUCCUUCGAUAUGCACUAAACAAGAUUACUUUAAUUACGCUUAUCAAAGCGGAAGGAAAGCCAAGGUAUUCGUCAACGACACGAGAAGCAACAGACCUCUGAUCGGAAAGGUGGACAAAGAAGAAGUGGUUUAUCCGGAUUUCGAAAAUCCUCUGACCUCCGAUUGGUGGAAGACGAAUCUGAGAAGACUUUCUUCUUCCUUCGACUUCGACGGAAUCUGGAUCGAGGGGAACGAACCUUUCAACUCGGCCAACGGAUCUACGGAAGGAUGCCUCGACGACACUCUCAACAGGCCCCCUUUCGUGCCCAGAACGGGGAAAAGAAAUUUGUACGACGAGACUCUGUGUAUGGAUUCGGUGCACUGGGGAUGGGGGAAGCGUCAUUAUCACGUGCACAACACUUACGGACACAAGAGUGCCCUGGUGUCGUACAAAGUUUUAAAAAGUUUAAAAGGAGCGCGUCCUUCGGUUCUGUCGCCUUCUACCUUCGCGGGAAGCGGCGGGUUCGCGGGACGUUGGAUUAGGGAAGACAAAGGCACGUGGUCCGACAUGGUCUCGUCCAUUCCCUCUUUGCUCCAUUACAGCAUUUUCGGCAUCCCUUUCACGGGAAGUGCCAUCUGCGGGUAUCGGGGAGAACCGGAAGAGGAAUUGUGUCUGAGAUGGCUACAGCUGGGAGCCUUCUAUCCCCUGUCUCGCCAUCACAAAGCCGCCGGAUACAGAAUGUGGAUCAACAAUUGUAAUUCUAACGAGGAUGGUCCGGGAAAUUUCAAGAAAGAAUUCGUCAAAGUGGUGCGGAGGGUGAUGGAGAAAAGAUACGAACUCCUUCCUUAUCUAUACACGUUGUUUUAUUUCGCUCACGUUCGAGGUUCGACGGUGGCCCGACCUCUGUGGCAUCAAUUUACUAAAGAUAACACCACUUUUAACAUCGAAGAACAAUUCCUGUGGGGUCCCGCUCUUCUCAUUUCGCCGGCCUUACAAAAAAACGUAACUUCCGUCAAAGCGUACUUCCCCAGGGGUUUCUGGUACGACUACUACACGGGAGAAAAAUUCAGUAGCGACGGUGAAUGGGAAACCUUGUCGGCACCUCUAUACGGUUCGGCCAAACCCAUUAAUCUUCACCUGUUCGGCGGGCACGUGGUCACCACUCAGAAGAGCGCCUUAAAUACGGAACUCGGCCGAAGAAAUCCUCUGAGAUUGUUGGUGGCCCUGAACGAAAGCCGACGAGCGGAAGGAUGGCUGUUUUGGGACGACGGAAUUUCGAAUCUAGGAAACGAAUACAUCCUGGUAAAAUACGCGGCUUUCGACGACAAAUUAACGGUGGAAGGAAAUUCGGGAAGUAAAACUUUCGAGACGAAUUUCCAUCGCGUUUACAUCGAACAAAUACGCAUUAUGGGUUUAUCGUGGCCACCCGACUACGUUAAAAUUAAUAAUAAUUAUUUGUUAAAGAAGAAACAGUAUCGAUGGACUGAUUACUCCAAGACGUUGGAUCUUCAAAAUAUUUUAAUCUCCCUCACGCAAAGGACAGUUAUUCACUGGUUCGAUUAAUCCGAAACAGGUUUUUUUAAAGGUUCUUUUAUACGAUUUUUUAUAAAUCCGACGUAUAUAUAUUUUUUAACGGAUGGAAGUUAUUUUAUACAGAUUUACUGGAUGUAUGUACAUAUUUUCUACCUAACUUUCUUUUUUACGAAUAUUAAAAAAUGGUUUUUAAAUGAA
This is a messenger RNA of Centruroides sculpturatus (bark scorpion), 3114 nucleotides long. RefSeq names its product maltase-glucoamylase, intestinal-like. Gene Ontology annotation, biological process: carbohydrate metabolic process. The coding region runs from base 160 to 2946 and encodes 928 amino acids. Gene Ontology annotation, molecular function: carbohydrate binding; alpha-1,4-glucosidase activity. The record is from RefSeq and is a predicted model, not a curated record. The transcript is spliced from 21 exons. Lineage: Eukaryota; Metazoa; Arthropoda; Arachnida; Scorpiones; Buthidae.